AUGUUUGGCUCAAACCGUCUGGCAAGCUCCGCUAGGACUGCCAGCGCUCCCGAAGCCACCAGACGAGCGUCCCAGAGCAGACCCGUCCGCUCUCGCCUCGCUUUGCCUUUGCUGCUGACUCUGUUGAUUCUCACGCCGCGGGUGGACUCAUCGUGGUGGUAUAUUGGGGCCCUGGGCACAAGAGUGAUCUGUGAUAACAUACCAGGACUAGUCAAUAAACAGCGGCACCUGUGCCAGAGUUACCCAGAUAUCAUGCAAUCCAUAGGGGAAGGAGCUAAAGAGUGGAUUCGGGAAUGCCAGCAUCAAUUCCGUCACCAUCGUUGGAACUGCAGCACUUUGGACAGAGACCACACCGUUUUUGGCAGAGUCAUGCUUCGAAGUAGUAGAGAAGCAGCCUUUGUCUACGCAAUCUCCUCAGCUGGAGUUGUAUAUGCCAUCACCCGGGCCUGCAGCCAAGGCGAGCUGAAAGCCUGCAACUGUGACCCCCAUAAGCGGGGCCGCUCAAAGGAUGACAGAGGGGACUUUGACUGGGGGGGCUGCAGUGACAACAUCAAUUAUGGCAUAAAGUUUGCAAAGGACUUUGUGGAUGCCAAAGAGAAAACCGUGAAAGAUGCCCGUGCUUUAAUGAAUCUGCAUAACAAUCGUUGUGGCAGAACGGCUGUGAAGCGUUUCCUGAAACUAGAAUGCAAAUGUCAUGGUGUCAGUGGUUCCUGCACCUUAAGGACUUGCUGGCUGGCAAUGUCAGAUUUCCGCAAAACGGGAGAUUAUCUUCGGAAAAAAUACAAUGGUGCCAUUCAAGUGACUAUGAACCAAGAUGGCUCUGGAUUUACUGUGGCCAAUAAGAACUUCCGGAAGCCCACAAAAACUGACCUUGUAUAUUUUGAGAACUCUCCUGAUUAUUGUGUGAUGGAUAAAUCUGCAGGUUCACUAGGAACUGCUGGUCGUGUGUGCAACAAGGUAUCACGUGGCACUGAUGGAUGUGAAGUCAUGUGUUGUGGCAGAGGUUAUGAUACUACUCAAGUAACUCGAGUCACUAAAUGCGAGUGCAAAUUUCAUUGGUGUUGCGCUGUUCGCUGCAAAGAAUGUGAAGACACCAUAGACAUUCAUACGUGUAAAGCACCAAAGCGUGCAGAAUGGAUUGAUCAAACUUGA
This is a messenger RNA of Pseudonaja textilis, 1152 nucleotides long. RefSeq names its product Wnt family member 2B (gene WNT2B). The record is from RefSeq and is a predicted model, not a curated record. Gene Ontology annotation, biological process: multicellular organism development; canonical Wnt signaling pathway; neuron differentiation. Gene Ontology annotation, cellular component: extracellular region. Gene Ontology annotation, molecular function: cytokine activity; frizzled binding. Lineage: Eukaryota; Metazoa; Chordata; Lepidosauria; Squamata; Elapidae.